Paramecium tetraurelia is the source of this 1431-nucleotide messenger RNA. RefSeq lists its product as uncharacterized. The transcript is spliced from 3 exons. NCBI's taxonomy places the organism in Eukaryota, Ciliophora, Oligohymenophorea, Peniculida, Parameciidae. The record is from RefSeq and is a predicted model, not a curated record.
AUGAAUUAGGAAUAAAGUGAAUUUUAGUAUGACUAUCAACUCGACUUUGAAUAUAUAGGGAAUUGCAGAAUUACCUAUGAAAACUACACUCCUGCAUCAGAAGAGGAUGUGAAACUCAGUGAUUUGGAUCCAUAAUUUUUAGAUGAUUUCAAAAUUCAAGACGAUUCUAAAUAUUUUUUAUAUAAAGUAGAACCAGAUGAUUCUUAUUUUGGUCUUGAACUUAAAUUCAACGUCAGAAGUGCAGAUUAAUUGAUGUAAAUUAAUGAAAUUUCAGAAAAUUCCUUAUAUGAGGGAAUAACCAUAAAAAUACCAAGAAAAUAAUCAGUGCCAAUUUAUGAGUAAAUUAUAAACUAGGAGGAGAAAUAAGAAAACUUAUUGGACUCGUUUUAAUAAGCAUCAAAUAAAUUUUUCGACAUUAAUUAUGUUACAAAUUUAGGAUACAUUAAGGGAUAAUUAACAGUUCAUGAAGACGUAUUGUUUUUUUAUCCUGAUUACAAUAAUCUAGGCAAUGAAAAAAUAAUGUAGGAGGCAAAACUAAAGAAUGUGUAAUAAUUGCAAUUUUAAAUAUUAUUAAAAAAUGUCAUAAAGGUAACAAAGAGGGAUUUUCCAGCAUUUAUUUAACUAAGUAGCAAAGAGAUCUUUAGGAUGCAUUUGAUAGAAAUACACCUAUAAACUAAGCGGUCCAAAGUUGCUUUAAUAUAAUUAAUUGAUGUUUCAUAAUUAAGUGAAUUGAUGGAUUCAAUUAAUUCUGUGUUGGCAUCAUACUUUCCUCCGACUCCAAACAAAAUAAUAGAGACUCCAACCAAGCCUUAAUUGAAAACUAUACUUCCUUUUUACUAUAACAAUGAUCUAAAAUUAGAAUAAAGCAUUCAAUUAGCAUUUGAAAAGCUGAUGGGUUCGAAUGCAUUCAUUUCUUACUUAGAAUCAGAAUCUGAGAUUAUCGAUUAGAAUCUUUUUAUGAAGGUUGCCUGUUAUAUUCCUGCUAUCUUUAAAUCCCAAAGAUGGAAUAUAUUGUACUCAUCAACAUUGCAUGGAUCAUCCAUUAAGACUCUGAUGAGAAAUACUUAAUUUAGUCAACCUGUAAUUAUGUUUGUUAGAGACUUGCAUAAAUAUGUAUUUGGAGCCUAUUUAUCUGAUGGGAUUUAAAAAAGUAAAGAUCAUUUCUAUGGAACUGGGGAAUCGUUUUUGUUUACAUUUAAGAAUACCUAAUCCUUAACUGUUUAUAAUUGGAUAAAUUAGAAUAAUUUUAUAACUUUAUGUGAUGAGAAUGGAUUAGCGAUUGGAUGUGGUGAUAAAUAUGGGUUGUAUGUGGAUUCUGAGAUAUAUCAUGGAUAUUCUCAUUAUUGUGAAACUUUUGGAAAUGAAGUGUUGUCUAGUAAAGAGAAUUUUGUAAUCGAUAGAAUGGAGAUAUGGGGAAUAUAUUAAGGUUGA